Coregonus sp. 'balchen' is the source of this 8946-nucleotide messenger RNA. NCBI's taxonomy places the organism in Eukaryota, Metazoa, Chordata, Actinopteri, Salmoniformes, Salmonidae. The record is from the annotation of a GenBank genome assembly.
AUGCUGAAUGGAAUGAUGUCACUGGGUGUUCUGCUGGUGCUCCUGUUCUUUAAGCAUGUUACUGCAGACAGCUCAGGUAAAGGGUUGAUUGUCUUAUUCACGUUUAGGUGAAGGAAUGAGAGCUCCACUCAGAAUAUUGCUGCUUGCUUUAUUCCUGCACCCAAAACAGCCAUGUUCCGUGUGCGGACGUCUCGUUCCUUUAUCUCACUGUAUUAUGUAUUAAUUGCCCAGCACUUGUAUUCUCAAGUUUAGGAUGAUUUAUUGCCAAUGUUUCAAUUCUGGAGAGAGAGAUUAGCUUUCAUCCCAAAUGGCUUCCUAAUCCCUAUAUAGUGCACUACUUUUGACCACAGCCUAUGGUUAUCACAAGGGACGGUUCUACAUUUACAGAACGGGGACCUGGAGGAAAAUGGGGGAGGGCCAUGCUUUUUAAAUCUCAGUGAAGGGGAUGUUUUUUGUGUUUUGUUUUUUUACAUCUAGUCCAGAGGAGGAUCAUGUAAUUUGUAAUUGAUGACAUUUCAACAUUUGUCAGUGUUUUAGAAUUAGUUGCUUAUUAGGUUAUAUCUCGAUGUGUGCCCGAUGCCACCCCUCAGUUCUGAUUCUCCACUGGCCGCAAAAUAUUAAGUUCGCCUACAGGCUUUUUAGUGUGGUCUCAAUCAAAUGAUCCAUAGUUUAUAGACUUAUAGGCCUAGGCUAUACGAAGUGCAUGCUCUGAGAGGCACAGAGCAAAGUUAUAUUUCUAAGAAAAUGUACUUCCUUCCCAAGUCUUUUGCGCUGCUGGGAUGGUGUAAAUAAAACUAGGCUGCAUUACACUGUAAUCAAUGGAGGCUGCUGAGGGGAGGACGGCUCAUAAUAAUGGCUGGAAUGGAGUAAAUGGUUGGAAUGGAGUGAAUGGAAUGGUAUCAAACUCAUGAGAAAAAAAAAAACAUUUUAGAUACCAUUACAUUUACUCCAUUCCGGCCAUUUUUAUGAGCUGUCCUCGCCUCAUCAGGCUCCACUGGCUGUAAGGUUUUUUUUGUGGUGCCUAACCAAUGUCUGUGCUGUGUACGGUGGCAGUAAUUCAUUUCAGCCGUCUUCAUUUUAAUUAGACUUAACUAACAACAAGAGGGCUUUUUGAUGGAGCCUAUUUCUUCCUAUUUAAACUAUCUGUCCAGUGUUCCAGAUUUCUAUGAAAUAUUCCCCUAAAAUGAAUUACAAUAUGAAAUAAAUAGCUAAACGUCCGUACAAAUAAAUAUAAUUAAUGAUGUUAAAAAGCAGCUUUUUUUUUUGUUUCUCCUGCUUGGCCUGUUAGGAAACAACAGUAAGUCAGUAAGUCGCUCUGGAUAAGAGCGUCUGCUAAAUGACUAAAAUGUAAAUGUAAAUGUAAACAGAGUGGUUUGGGUGUAUACUGGUCAAAAUCAGCUGAUUUGACAGCUGUGAUUGGCUGGCUGGCUUUAGAACUAUGGAGCGUGCCACUGCAGGGAGGGAACACUGAACAGCUAUGAAAUUAUUGUUAUUUUCAAAUACAAAUCUCUUUUUGUGGUCAAUUUGCCCAUGGCUGAAUCUAGUUGCCUAACCCUGCUGCAUGCGUUUGUCCGAGAAUGUUAUUUAUGUCCCUUAUCAACUGAGGUGAAUGAAGUGACAGUAACCAAGGUGAUGACGGCUGGAGUAAUUCUUGCUUGUUUUUGCUGUUCUCCAAAUAUCAUUUUAAAGCUUUUUUUUUAUUGUGUAGAAAUGCAGUAAAUAAGCUUCAAAAACUUCCUUGGAGGUAAAAAAAAUAGUUGCCACUGAACUUAUUUAACUUGAAUAUUUUCCCUAUGAUUUAUUUGAAUAAAUUAGGGCAGAUACAAAUUAACAGUUGAAACAGUUAUUCAAUACAAUGCAUUGUAGUUUAAGCCAAUUUUCAUCGCUAUUCAUGACACAAUUUGGUGAUUUCCCAUGGACACCCUUGACUGGUUCUUGGUCCCACCCUUGGCUUCCCCAUUUAAAAGAGUAUAGAAACACCCCUGAUAAGAGAACACCCCUUUUUGACAGACAAAAUUAUAGGCUGCUGGGAAAUUCCACGGUUUACGUUAAAAUGUAUGCCAAAAAAUAUAUAUAUAUUUCAAAGUUGAACAAACCAUACAACUCUAUGCAGAAUGACUACUUAAAACAAUUUACACAGACAUUUUUACAAAAACACAUUUACUGGAAGAACUGUGCAGAUGCAAAGUUUGGUAACAGAAUUUCAGUCAAAUCUACCUCCGUUUUUUAUGUGACCACGUUUUUCACAAACUCUGUGAAAUAUCAGCUCCGAAUAAAGAUUCAAAGAUUUGUAAAGAAGGAAUAGGGUGUCAGCUAUUAUAUGACUCCUUGGGUUUGAAAAAAUAUAUUUUGGUUAUUGAACUACAGUGAGUGAAGUGAAUUUACACCCGGUAACAGAAUUGAGGUAACGGAAUUUCAUCAUGGGUCCCUGAUCUGUACUACACAGAAAUACAUAAUUAUGGAUAUGAAUGUCAUUCUCUUCAUGGUGAUGUAUCAGGUACACAAAGGUGGAAAUAUGAUAUCCUCAUUUGCAUAUUGGGUAUUAUUCUACACACUGGUUAUUAUUUUAAUGAGCUCCGCCCCCAAACAAGACCAAAUUUGGACCGGACCAAAUCUGAACCAAUCAUAGACGUCAAUGUUAGACAAGUUUGGAUGUCAGCGGACAGCACAGUAGAGCUCAGUAGAGUACAGUACUGUACAGUACAAUACAUUAUGGCAACCAUGUUCUGUGUAUGUUUGAUGUGACGUUGAUGGAAUAUUCUCCUAACCCUCAGAAAACUAAUGUUGUACAGUGCAUUGGGAAAGUAUUCAGACCCCUUGACUUUUUCCACAUUUUGUUACGUUACAGCCUUAUUCUAAAAUGGAUUUGCUAUGAGACUCAAAAUUGAGCUCAGGUGCAUCCUGUUUCCAUUCACCAUGCUUGAGAUGUUUCUACAACUUGAUUGGAGUCCACCUGUGGUAAAUUCAAUUGAUUGGACAUUAAUUGUAAAGGCACACAACUGUCUAUAUAAGGUCCCACAAUUGACAGCGCAUGUCAGAGCAGAAAUCAAGCCACGAGGUCAAAGGAAUUGUCCGUAGAGCUUUGAGACAGGAUUGUGUCGAGACACAGAUCUGGGGAAGGGUACCAAAGCAUUUCUGCAGCAUUGAAGGUCCCCAAGAACACAGUGGCCUCCAUCAUUCUGAAAUGGAAGAGGUUUAGAACCACCAAGACUCUUCCUAGAGCUGGCCGCCCAGCCAAACUGAGCAAUCGGGGGAGAAGGGCCUUGGUCAGGGAGGUGACCAAGAACCCGAUGGUCACUCUGACAGAGCUCUAGAGUUCCUCUGUGGAGAUGGGAGAACCUUCCAGAAGGACAACCAUCUCUGCAGCACUCCACCAAUCAGGCCUUUAUGGUAGAGUGGCCAAACGGAAGCCACUCCUCAGUAAAAGGCACAUGACUGACCGCUUGGAAUUUGCCAAAAGGCACGUAAAGGACUCUCAGACCAUGAGAAACAAGAUUCUCUGGUCUGAUGAAACCAAGAUAGAACUAUUUGGCCUGAAUGCCAAGCGUCACGUCUGGAGGAAACCUGGCAUGCUACGGUGAAGCAUGAUGGUGGCAGCAUCAUGCUGUGGGGAUGUUUUUCAGCGGCAGGGACUUGGAGACUAGUCAGGAUUGAGGGAAAGAUGAACGGAGCAAAGUACAGAAAGCUCCUUGAUGAAAACCUGCUCCAGACCGCUCAGGAUCUCAGACUGGGGUGAAGGUUCACCUUCCAACAGGACUACGACCCUAAGCACACAGCAAAGACAAUUCAGGAGUGGCUUCGGGACAAGUUUCUGAAUGUUCUUGAGUGGCCCAGCCAGAGGCCGGACUUGAACCCGAUAGAACAUCUCUGGAGAUACCUGAAAAUAGCUGUGCAGCGAUGCUCCCCAUCCAACCUGAAAGAGCUUGAGAACAUAUGCAGAGAAAAAUGGGAGAAACUCCCCAAAUUCAGGUGUGCCAAGCUUGUAGCGUCAUACCCAAGAAGACUCGAGGCUGUAAUCGCUGCCAAAGGUGCUUCAACAAAGUACUGAGUAAAGGGUCUGAAUACUUAUGUAAAUGUGAUAUUUCAGUAUUUCUAAAAACCUAUUUUUGCUUUGUCAUUAUGGGGUAUUGUGUGUAGAUUGAUGAGGGGGAAAAACAAUUUAAUCAAUUUUUGAAUAAGGCUGUAAUGUAACAAAAUGUGGAAAAAGUCAAGGGGUCUGAAUACUUUCCGAAUGCACUGUAUAUUAUGAGAAAAUGGCAACCAUGUUCUGUGUAUGUUUGGUGGAACGUUGAUGGAAUAUUCUCCUAACCCACAGAAAACUGGUCACAUUAAUGUUCUAAAAUGCGUCUAGAACAUUAAUGUUGUAUAUUCGGAGAACAUUGUAACCCCAUUCUAGAUAAGUUCUGCUUGACAUUAAAGGAAUGUUCUCCUAACUUUAACACCAAAACAUGCUACGAAGGUUCUCCGAAGGUUUUUGUUAACAUAGAUAGAAUGUUCCCCUAACUAACGGAAAACUGGAAACUCAAACAUUACGGGAACAUUACAGGUAAUAUUACAAAAACGUUCUCUCUCCCUAGAAUUGAUAGCUGGGAUGGUGGAAGGCAAAGGUGUGCAAUGCCUUGUAGUUUAGUUUCUUUUUAAUGACUGUGUUUCUGACAGUAGGGAGUAUCCAUUCUCACCUUGGCUGACAGUAAUUGUACCUUCCCUUGUUUCUCUCUCUUUCAUUCUUUCAUUCAACUACAACUCCCUUAAUAGCUGAUCCCUGCCAGCACUACACCGUACUGAAUGAUGGCUGGCGUGCCACCAACAACAAUGUCAACGUUAAUGGCUACCACUGCGACAAGUAUGUCAACUGGCAGGGCUGGUAUCGCCUUUUCCUGGGGAACACCAGUGUUCAGAUGCCAGAGAGGUGUGUGGAGAGGUACAUGUGUGGGACUGCCUUCCCCAUGUGGCUCACAGAUCCCCAUCCCCAGCUGUCAGACGGGGUGGUUCAGAGGGGGGUCUGUGGGAGCUUUGCUGGUAACUGUUGCAUGUUAAGAGAAAAUCCUAUCCUUGUCAAAGCCUGCUAUGGAAACUACUAUGUCUACAAGUUUGUCCAUCCAACAGCGUGCAGCUUGGCCUACUGUGCAGGUAUGUACCAUCGUAAUGUUCUUGUCACUGACUUUUAAAGACAACAAUGCUUAAGACAAUAGUGUGUGGAAUUCUCUAUCAAGAAUGUUUAAGACAAUAGUGUGUGGAAUAACCUAACUAGUCACACCAAAUCCAUGAACCCCCCUUCCCCUCUGCUGUUCCAGACGUCAACACCAAGGUGUGUUCUACCUGUAGAAACGAUGAGACCUGUAUGAGUGACAACAAGAUCAACUGGAGGUGCAAGAGGAAAGGUGAGUGUUAAGAAAAACACAUCUUACUCCUCAGUGUAUAUACAGUAUGUUGUGUCAGGACCAUGGUGGAAGGCAAAGGUGUACAGUGUCUUGUAGUUGAGUUUCUUAAUGUCUGUAUUUUUGACAGUAGGGAGAACUCAUGCUCAUAUUGACUGAUAGUAACUCUAUACCUUGUUUUUUCUCUGUCUCUUUCAUUCUCUCUCCAUUCUCCCUCUCAGUCACCCUCCUCUCAUUUUACUCUCUCAAAGAGCAAUCUUCUACAGCUAUCCCUAAACCCACAACUACAACAACUACACUUGUACCAAAAACCACCACCACAACUAGAGUACUUAAAACUACCACUACAACUCGAGUACCUAAAACCACCACAACUAGAGUACUUAAAACUACCACUACAACUCGAGUACCUAAAACCACCACAACUAGAGUACUUGAAACUACCGCUACAACUCGAGUACCUAAAACCACCACAACUAGAGUACUUGAAACUACCGCUACAACUCGAGUACCUAAAACCACCACAACUAGAGUACUUGAAACUACCGCUACAACUCGAGUACCUAAAACCACUACAACAACUCGAGUACCUGAAACCACCACAACUAGAGUACUUGAAACUACCACUACAACUCGAGUACCUAAAACCACCACAACUAGAGUACUUGAAACUACCGCUACAACUCGAGUACCUAAAACCACUACAACAACUCGAGUACCUGAAACCACCACAACUAGAGUACUUGAAACUACCACUACAACUCGAGUACCUAAAACCACUACAACAACUCGAGUACCUGAAACCACCACAACUAGAGUACUUGAAACUACCACUACAACUCGAGUACCUAAAACCACCACAACUAGAGUACUUGAAACUACCGCUACAACUCGAGUACCUAAAACCACUACAACAACUCGAGUACCUGAAACCACCACAACUAGAGUACUUGAAACUACCACUACAACUCGAGUACCUAAAACCACUACAACAACUCGAGUACCUGAAACCACCACAACUAGAGUACUUGAAACUACCACUACAACUCGAGUACCUAAAACCACUACAACAAUUCGAGUACCUGAAACCACCACCACAACUAGAGUACCGGAAACCAUCACGAAAACUCGAGUACCUGAAACUACCACUACAACAACUCAGGUACCUGAAACCACCACUACAACAACUGGAGUACCUGAAACCAUCACCACAACUCAAGUACCUGAAACCACCACCAUAACUCCAGUACCUGAAACCAUCACCACAACUCUAGUACCUGAAAACACCACCACAACUCCAGUACCUGAAACCACCACCACAACUCAUGUACCUGAAACUACCACUACAACAACUCCAGUACCUGAAACCACCACCACAACUCCAGUACCUGAAACUACCACUACAACAACUCCAGUACCUGAAACCAACACUACAACAACUGGAGUACCUGAAACCACCACCACAACUCCAGUUACUGAAAUUACCACAACAACGCGAGUACCUGAAACCAUCACCACAACUCGAGUACCUGAAACUACCACUACAACAACUCGGGUACCUGAAACCACCACCAUAACUCCAGUACCUGAAACCAUCACAACAACUCUAGUACCUGAAACCACCACCACAACUCCAGUACCUGACACUACCACUACAACAACUCCAGUACCUGAAACCACCACCACAACUCGUGUACCUGAAACUACCACUACAACAACUCAAGUACCUAAAACCACCACCAUAACUCCAGUACCUGAAACCACCACCACAACUAGAGUACCUGAAACUACCACUACAACAACUCAAGUACCUAAAACUACCACUACAACAACUUGUGUACCUGAAACUACCACUACAACAACUCCAGUACCUGAAACUACCACUACAACAACUCCAGUACCUGAAACCACCACCACAACUCGUGCACCUGAAACUACCACUACAACAACUCAAGUAACUAAAACCACCACCAUAACUCCAGUACCGGAAACCACCACCAUAACUCCAGUACCUGAUCCACCACUACAACAACUCCAGUACCUGAAACCACCACCACAACUCCAGUAACUGAAACCACCACCACAACUCCAGUACCUGAAACCACCACCACAACUCCAGUACCUGAAACUACCACCACAACGAGUACCUAAAACUACUACAACAAUUUGAUUACCUGAAACCACCACCACAACUCGAGUACCUGAAAUGACCACAACAACUAAAGUACAUGAAACCAUCACAUUUACAUUUUAGUCAUUUAGCAGACGCUCUUAUCCAGAGCGACUUACAGUUAGCGAAUACAUAUAUAUUUUUUUUUAAACUGGCCCCCCGUGGGAAUCGAACCCACAACCCUGGCGUUGCAAACACCAUGCUCUAUCAACUGAGCUACAUCCCUGCCGGCCAUUCCCUCCCCUACCGACGCUGGGCCAAUUGUGCGCCACCCAUGAGUCUCCCGGUCGCGGCUGGCUGCGACAGAGCCUGGAUUCGAACCAGGAUCUCUAGUGGCAGAGUUAGCACUGCGAUGCAGUGCCUUAGACCACUGCGCCACAACUCGGGUACCUGAAACUACCACUACAACAACUCAAGUACCUAAAACCACCACCAUAACUCCAGUACCUGAAACCACCACCACAACUCCAGUAACUGAAACCACCACCACAACUCCAGUACCUGAAACUACCACCACAACUGGAGUACCGUGUGGCUCAGUUGGUAGAGCAUGGCACUUGCAAAGCCAGGGUUGUGGGUUCGAUUCCCACGGGGGACCAGUGUGAAAAUGUAUGAACGCACUACUGUACGUCGCUCUGGAUAAGAGCGUCUGCUAAAUGACGUGAAUGUAAAUGAGUACCUGAAACCAUCACCACAACUCGAGUACCUAAAACUACCACUACAACAACUUGUGAACCUGAAACUACCACUACAACAACUCCAGUACCUGAAACCACCACUAAAACAACUCCAGUAACUGAAACCACAACGAGUACCUAAAACCACUACAACAAUUAGAGUAACUGAAACCACCACCACAACUAGAGUACCUGAAACCACCACAACAACUCGAGUACCUGAAACUACCACUACAACAACUCGGGUACCUGAAACCACCACUACAACAACUGGAGUACCUGAAACCAUCACCACAACUCAAGUACCUGAAACCACCAACACAACUCCAAUACCUGAAACCAACACUACAACAACUUGAGUACAUGAAACCACCACUAAAACAACUUGAGUAUCUGAAACAACAACCACAACAACACCUGAACCCAAAACAACAGCACCUGUAGCUGACACAACAACGACGACGACUAAGACCACUACCACAGCAGCCCCUAAACCUGCAACAAAUACAUCAACUCACACCAUACCCGUCACCACCACCAAGGCAACACUAUCACAGCUCCAGAGCUGGUGUGUGGGCGGAGCCUGGUACAGGUGGGUCUCAACAGGGUUUACCUGGUGGCUGCUGGUCUGAACGCUUCCAUAGCUCACCUGGCUGACUCCAGUUGCUCCGCCCACCAGGAGGCUCACGGCACGGUGUGGUACCAGAUGGCGUGCAGGGAG